UCGCCAAAGUCUCUCUAGGAAAUCUUGUCUAAAUUUUAAAUUACAUGAACAUUAUGGCAACUGAUGAACCAGCUGAUCAGACGGAUUUAUCUUGCGUAGAAGAGAGUCUAAUGAGUUUAGAAAAAUUGGAUAGAGCAUCUCCCGAUUUAUGGCCUGAACAAACAAGCAAUAAAGUUCCAGGUAUGCAUGAGUUUGUUGCUCAAAAUUCACCGCAGACAGAACCAUGUUUUUGGACUGCAAACCUUUCACCGGAAGACAUAAGUCGUUUGCAUCAACUGGGUAAUUUGACAAUGACCGGGCUUAUCUCGGAAGUGAAAAGACUGCACGAUGUAGCUUAUCAGCUGGGUCUAGAAGAGGCUAAGGAAAUGACACGCGGCAAAUAUUUAAAUAUAUUUAAACAUAAAUAAUAUUUUGGAUUCUCGGGGGGGAAAAAAAAAACAAUAAAACUUAUAAAAAUACAA
This is a messenger RNA of Linepithema humile (Argentine ant), 461 nucleotides long. RefSeq names its product DREAM core complex component lin-52 (gene lin-52). Gene Ontology annotation, cellular component: DRM complex. The record is from RefSeq and is a predicted model, not a curated record. Gene Ontology annotation, biological process: regulation of DNA-templated transcription. Lineage: Eukaryota; Metazoa; Arthropoda; Insecta; Hymenoptera; Formicidae.